Molecule: messenger RNA, 1562 nt
Organism: Homalodisca vitripennis (glassy-winged sharpshooter)
Lineage: Eukaryota; Metazoa; Arthropoda; Insecta; Hemiptera; Cicadellidae
Exons: 2
Coding region: 1-1437 (478 amino acids)
Cellular component (GO): membrane
Source: RefSeq, a predicted model, not a curated record
AUGGAGAAAACAUCCUUAGUCUACAACAAGAAUGGAACACUACACAUUGUCUCAGCUGACCUAUCACCAUCAUUAUCCUCUGCAGUCAUCCUCGUCAUCAGUUUCCUGCUGGGCGUCAGCUACAACCUCAUCGUGACGACCGCUAUUUUGUCCAACAAGAGACUCAGGAGGUCGCCGUUCCACGAGGUUCUCGUAUUGAUUUGUACUACUUGUCUACUUGAUUGUUUAAUGACUGAAAGUCUCGCCUUUGGGUUCGUGUUGGGUUCACGUACCGACUUCUGUAGGACCUCCGCUGUAGUCUUCCUGAUCUUCCUCUUCGCUCACUCAGCUUCCCUCAGUCUUCUUUGCCUUGAGAGGACUUUCACACUCCGUGAACAACCAGUUGCAGUCAAGGUGUGCAUGGCAGGAGCAUUAUCCAUUUGGAUUUUGGGAUUGCUUCUAGUGUCGCCUUUGUUCAGUACCUUAGAUAUCCACUAUUUCCCAAACAGGAAAACUUGUGGACCUGUCACAAAGGAUCUCUCAUUUCCUCUACUAACUAUUUUUGCUUUUUUACUUACAUGGAGUAUACAAACAGUGUGUGUGUUCAUGUGUGUGUUGUCAGUUCAAAAAUAUCUCGACAAUCAAAAACAAAUCACAAUUCUAUCAAUUUUUUCCAAGUCAAACGAAGAAUCUCUUCAUUCGGUUACUCCAUUGGUGAACAACGGUAAAAACAAGAUUUCACUGAUGAUUUUAUUUCUUCAAGUUCUACUUCUACUUCCCUUGACAAUUUCUCUAAUGGUGAAUCAUUUCCAAGACCCCAUGUUUGAACCAGACCCUUGGAUAGACCCAAGAUUAGGUGAUGACACAAUCCGUGUAGUAGUUACAAACGAUCUGGAAUCUCUAUUUGUGUAUUGUCGAUACAUGUAUAAUGCCUUAGUGCCUAUCAUUGUACUAUCAUCAGAUGGAGAUGUGAGACUGCAGAGUAGACUGGUAUUUUGUUGCAAGAGAAAUGUGAUAGCUGUUAGUUCGGAUGUUCCCACAGAACAUUAUUCUUCUGAACCACAGACUUUAUCUUCAGUGAAUACUCCGAUUCUUUUCGCUACUUCCAAAGGUAUUCACUUGAGAGUCUCUCGAAGAUCACAUCCAACAGAACAAAUAAUGGAAAAGACUUUAACCUUUGAAGUGAGCUUUUGCGAUUUAACUGACACCUUCAAUGUUGAUCAAGCGACUUUCACCCAAGAGAUGAAUGAUGCAGCUACUGCUAGUCAUCGUGAUGAUUUGGUUGCUGCCGAAGAUGAGAACCCAGCUAACAAGAAGAAUGUGCGCUUUUCCUCCAAAGUAGAUGCGUUUUCUCCUUUACCAAACACUGAUUGGAACGCAAGCAAAGAAUUGGGCCAUUCGCACACUCAUGUUAUUGAAUCUCCACUUUUUGUAAAAGGGGAAAACAAGUUAUCAUGAUUGUUAUUGUCACUUGAGGUUUUCUUCCUUGUGGUUAGUGUAAAAUGUAAUGUUUUUAAUAAGAGUGCAAUUUCUUUUGUUGCUUUAUUUUACAAUAUCUUAAUCCCAAAUUUAAAACUAAGAGU